CAAUAACUACAAACAAUCGGGGAGACAAUCAUUUUAAAAAUAUUCUGAAAAUCCCUAUAAGUGAAAAAGGACAACAUAUACCUCUACAAUGGAACGCUCACAAAGCUGUUUCAAUUUUAAUUACUCCAAGCACGCUAAUCCCCUAGUCUGUGCCUUAUCUGCCUAUAGCAGUGCUUCAAGUGGAAAUUUAAGGAAACUACCGGAUAACAAACAAGAAUUGAAAAUAAAACAAUUUUUACAGCAACUUCAACAUGGCGAUAGUACAGAUAGUGUUAAGUCUAAUACGCCCCAAAUAACUACUGCCGCGUCUACUACCAAUGUACGAAGAAAACGUUUACAGCGUCAAAAGUCAACUAAUGUUUAUAGCGGAGAUGAAGCUGAAUAUGCUGCCGAUUUGGAGGAAGACGGCGAUGAUGAUUUAGCGGAUAAAACAUUUUGUUCGGCGACAAGAGAUCAAGCUGUACUACCAUUUACUGCGCACUUAAGCGCUCACAAAAAGAAACAAGUACGCUUUCGUAGUAAACAACAAAGCGAUAGCAGUCUACUGGUCAGCAAUAAAUCAUCCAGUUCGGCCGUUAUGUCGCCACCAGAAAAGACCGGUUCAACUUCCUCUUUAACAUCAAAUUGCACUUCAAGUUCAACACAUGAUCGCCGCUUAAAAUCAGACGGUUCCUUCGAUUCUAUACAAGAAAAUAAUUUACCCUUGCGGAGAACUCAUAUGCCGGGAGUUUUGAAGCGUGACGCUUCUGUACAAUCCGAUUCGAGUCGUUAUUCCAGUGUUGAUAGUUUAUUAGAGGCCCGUAAACCGGAUCCGGAAGCGAUUUUAAUUAACUUGGGCUUUGGACCAUUAGGCUCCGAAGAUAUAUUAUCACGCAUACCAAAACGAUUUCUGAAACCAUCACAAGUGAAAGGCAUAGAUACAAAUGCGUUUAUCAAGCGAUUACAACUUGCGAAUAGUAUAGGCGAUCAUAGUGUUCUCGGCUAUCGUGGACUUACCGGCAAUCCAGAUAUACCUCCCUCUCAUAUUGUGGCAAAAAUAAUGCAACGUUUCGAAGUAAAUGAACGCAAAAAAUCGCUUACUUCCAUGGAGCUGAAAUUGCGUUAAAUUAUAAAAAUAAGUUUAUUGUUAUUAUGUUUGUGCGAAUGGAAAGAUUCAUGUUUUUCUAAGCGUGAUUAUGUGAGUGAAUGAGACCUGAUUUUUUUUUUUUUUUUUUUAAUGUAAAUGUAUUUAGGAAUUUAGUUUCUAAGCGAACCGUUGUACUUAUGUUUUUUUUUAAAUUUUUAAUAUAUUGUUACUUAAUUUUUGAUUAAAAAAAAAU
This is a messenger RNA of Glossina fuscipes, 1319 nucleotides long. RefSeq lists its product as uncharacterized. Gene Ontology annotation, molecular function: signaling receptor binding. The record is from RefSeq and is a predicted model, not a curated record. Bases 89 to 1105 code for a protein of 338 amino acids. The transcript is spliced from 2 exons. Lineage: Eukaryota; Metazoa; Arthropoda; Insecta; Diptera; Glossinidae.